UUAACGGGAAUCGCCCAUUACUAGUCAAAUCCUAUUUGUCGUUUCUUGUUCGCACAAAUACCAGUACGUACCGUACGCUGCACCGUACAAUUAUGAGCACGUCCAAAACUCGAUUCUCAAAAUCCCUCCGACAUCAAAGGACAAACGAACAAUACAGUGGAACCAACCGGUAUGGUGAUUGAGGGCAACAAGAAUUCAUCCAGUCUGUAGCACGGAUUACGAUAGAAUUAUCUCUAUGAUAACUAAUGCCAAAUUAAAAGGACAUGGAGCGGCUGUCCUUUGCCUGGACCUAUCGUCGUCCUCGACGUCCUCGUCACUUCCGUUGUCCGGGUCUCCUUUGUUGCUGAGCGGGUCGGAGGAUGGAACGGCGCGCCUCUGGGACCUGCGGGAUCACAGGAGACGUGCUUGCUUAUGCAUAAAAGUACCGGGUGGCGGGGAUGUUUUGUCGGCGGUGUUCGCUCCCCCACCUCCUGUUGCCGAGGCACUCACAUCAAUGCCGACGCCAAACGAAACUACCGCAUUCGGUCGAGAUUGCACGGUGUAUCUAGGUGUAGAAAACGCCGUCUUGGAGUACGAUCUGCGACACGCCGAAAGCCCGGUUCUUCUGUCGGAACCAACCAAAAAUUGGGGUGAAGUAUUGCAAAACCAAGACGAGGUGAACCAGAUCAGCCUCGCAUACUACAACAAACACAAAAGCAACAAAAUAUCUGGCGGUGGUGGUUCCAAAAAGAAAAAGAACCAAAAGAAAAAAGGUGGAUCGGGAGGAAACAAGAAAAACCCACAGCAAUAUCCCAGUAGUGGCUGUCUUGAUACCAAAGAUUCCUUGUUUCUCGCGGCCUGCGAUGAUGCUGGAAAAAUUCGUUGGGCGGAGUCAUCGUUGUCAUCGAACUAUAGCAAUAACAACACCGUUCCUGUUGCUGCUUGCGCGAAAGAUAGCUACGAGAGCAGCAGCAGCAGUACAAUACUCCAUCACGACAAUCACGGGGUUGCUGUUGUUCCCGCUUGUGCCUUUCGACCGAUCCACAAAACGGGGAGUGGGGUCGGAUCUGCUAUCUUGGAACUUGCUAGCGGUGGCACGGAUUGCAAGAUCCAGCUCUGGGAUGUGCUUCGACCAAAGUACGUAGGUUCCUUUGUUGCUUUCUGUGUGCCCAAUACUUGCGGGAUAAAACUACUGUAUCUGCGGACAUUGGUCGGGAGAAAGGGAUGAAGUGUUUUUUCGAUAGCAGUACGAUUGGAGUACUCAAUUUAUUCUAAUGAAAUCUUUCUCGUGGGCUGAUCUUUGUCUUAUCCCCUUUUGGUCUUGGUUCUCUUUUUAAUUGUAAAUGGAACACAUUUUCAGGAAACCUAUUUCGACCUUCUUCAUCAAUAAAAAUGCCAACGAAGAAGAGAGAAGCAAACCCCAAGUUUGCAAUCCUCCGUUUAUCUAUUCUUUGGCAUGGAGUAACGACGGUACGUCACUGGCUGCUGGGUUGGGAGAUGGAACCAUCGGAAUCUUUGAAAUCAAUAACCGCAAGCUGGUCCAAAGCCAGCUGCUGGUAGGCAACGAAUGCACCGACGGAACGAUGCACUACGCACAUGGGUCAUCCGUUGCAUCUGUUGUGUAUCCUUCGUUUUCGGUUCCCACAAACGAUCGAAUCAUGUGUUCGGCGGGGAGCGAUGGGUCGAUCGUUUUUUGGGAUUCUGGAAAAACGAAUGGUGAGCUGUGGGACGAGGAUACUGAGACCAGCAGCUGCAACAACAACAAGGAUGGUUCGGAAGACGCCGUCGAGCAUUUGUUGCCUCCUAAAUUGCUGGAAGAAUUGCGAAGAGAAGGUUCCGGGACCUAUCACGGCAGUGCCACCACUGCUAGUCACAAGCCACGAAUUCUGUUUGAUAUAUCUCAUGACCAAAAGAUCAAUUGGAUCACACGAGCUGCUCCAUCGAACGGAGUAGCUACGGAAUGCAACGAUACGAUAUUCGUUGCUGAUACAUCACCAGAGAUCACAUCCUAUACGAUACCCUUGUGACAACAACGCUUUCAAUGAUAAUACCGAGAAUACUCUAGAAAUG
This is a messenger RNA of Pseudo-nitzschia multistriata, 2049 nucleotides long. The record is from the annotation of a GenBank genome assembly. NCBI's taxonomy places the organism in Eukaryota, Bacillariophyta, Bacillariophyceae, Bacillariales, Bacillariaceae.